This is a messenger RNA of Pararge aegeria (speckled wood butterfly), 791 nucleotides long. Its product is annotated as probable palmitoyltransferase ZDHHC24. Gene Ontology annotation, biological process: peptidyl-L-cysteine S-palmitoylation; protein targeting to membrane. The record is from RefSeq and is a predicted model, not a curated record. Gene Ontology annotation, cellular component: Golgi apparatus; endoplasmic reticulum. NCBI's taxonomy places the organism in Eukaryota, Metazoa, Arthropoda, Insecta, Lepidoptera, Nymphalidae. The transcript has a single exon. Bases 39 to 749 code for a protein of 236 amino acids. Gene Ontology annotation, molecular function: protein-cysteine S-palmitoyltransferase activity.
UAGUUCUUAUAAUAACACCAUGCUUCUUUAUAUUCGAAAUGACCGUCGUUCGUCCUAUCGUAGUUGCAGCCUACGACAUAGGCACACUAAAACAUAAUUUCCAUAUACUUUGCUCGACGUUUUGUUUCGUAAACGUUGUAGGGAACAUGAUUUUUAGCAUUCUCACGGAUACGAGAGUAAAAGCAUCGCUGGAUUCUGAUAGCUACUGCCAGGUAUGUAAGCUACAGCGACCGGCGAAAGCUUGGCAUUGUAAGAAGUGCAAUGCCUGUAUUCUGAGAAGAGACCACCACUGCUUCUUCUUUUCACGCUGCAUUGGAUUGCGAAACCAAAGAUACUACGUUUUAUACCUCGGAUACAUAUUCGUUUCCAUGAUAUAUUCCCUGUAUUACAACUAUUAUUAUGUGGUAACGAAAUUUGAAGAGCAGAGUAUGGUUUUAUCAGCUUUUAGAGUUGUAAAUCCGUUUUUACGAUACUUGAUUCCAGAGCCCUUGGGUAUUGCAGAUCUGUACAUGUUGUUUUUGUUCUUGAACACGGGUCUUGCUUUUUGGUCCGGUGGGUUAUUUUGCUUCCACGUGAUGAAUGUAGUGCGAGGUUUGACAGCUCAUGAGUCUAGAAAAGACUUCGGGGCGAACUGGGAGAUGGUGAAGAGAAAUUUUGUUGGAGUCUUCGGUGUGAGAUGGUUUUGGGCAGUGAUUUCGCCGUUCGCUAACAGUCCUUUGCCAGAAGAUGCUGGGCUGAAGUGCCACUAGAUUUAAAUUUAAUUUAUUAUUAUUAAAAGCAAGGUUGUAUAA